AGCAUUACUCGUGUGCGAUGCUAGGAAGUGUUGGGUGUCACUCACUUCUUCAACUCAGUUCGCAGCUCACAAAACCACGAGCGGUUCACCAGAGAUCGUCUAGUCGAAGUCUACAUGAUUUUCGAUAAGUCGCACCUCGUGUCGCAAGGAACUAUUCAGAAGGAGAAGCAGCACAAACCGAGGAAGAGUCAACGCCGAAUGUGUAGAAUAAGGAAGAAGAAUACUGGUCUGUUGACUAUUUGUUGACACUCGCAACGAGUUGUUGGGAUCUCUCGCACCCAGUCAUGGGAGUGAUACGGAGAUUUCUUUCCUGAUGCUGCGAUCUCACGCGUAAGCGUUCCCUACAAAGAUGGACACGACGUUACUGGCCUCCGCCGUGGUCGUCUGGGAAUGGCUCAACGAGCACGGGCGCUGGCGGCCGUACAGCCCGGCCGUGUCUCACCACAUAGAGGAGGUGAUGAGAAGCAAUCCCCGCGGCGGCAGCGUCGUUCUAGGCCGAGCUGACAGCCGCUUGUCGCCCUACAUCAUCGAUCUACACUCCAUGCGUCAGUUCAGACAGGAUACCGGUACAUUAAGACCAGUUCGACAGAGUUUCUAUGAUCCCACCUCAGCACCAGGCCAAGGUUGGAUAUGGGAGUGGGAAAAUGACGCAGGUUCCUGGACGACCUAUGACAUGGAGGUUAUCAUUGCCCUGCAAGCGGCGUGGGACCGACAGCAACCCUGGCUGGACCUGACAUCGAUUGGCUUUUGCUACUUUGUGGACUUCCAGACCAUGACUCAGAUUAACAGGCAAACACAGCAGCAGAGGCGUAUGCAGAGACGCUCCGAUAGGGUUUACCCACUGGUCUCUGGGCCACUGCCUAAAACCUCACAGGCUUGGGGUACAGGCUCAGGAACUGGAGGCAUGACUAGAGGAGUUACAUCAGGAGGGUGCUCAUCCGGGGCACUUCUUGGGGUUGGUGUUUCUGGUUCUACUUUGAGUAGAAAAGGAAGUGCGGUUUACCCAAGCGGGAUGCUUUCAAUAUCAUCUCUCAAUCCUCCUGGACAGCCAUGUGCCUGCCAGCAGUGCAUGCUGGUGUUGAGUGUCAAGGCAAAUGGCACCUCAUCACAGACACUGGGACGUGCAACAAAGCCAAACAGUCCUAAAUUCAACUUUGGGACACUUCCAUCCUCCUCUGCAUCCAUGUCUGUUUUAAACUCGUAUUCUCAUACACUACCACAGGGCACAUCUUUAAAAUGCUCGCUCUCAGAAGAAGCCAAGAAUUCUGCUUUUGAUCAGUCAUUGUCUCUUCUCACGUCGGAUACUGCCAAUCUCUCAAUCUCUUCUAGCCAUUCACCACCUCUAACUCUGCCAUCACCAAAUCAGCAGCCUUCAUCCGCCCCAAGCUCUUCGUCUUCAUCAACAUUUGUGGCUACUGCCAUGCUUAUUAACACAUCAACCAUUCCCACAUCAUCCACAGAUUCGACAGCGUUGCCCUCUCAACUCUCCGCAGCCUGUGCUGCCCCUCUACCAACUCGUGCCAGUCUGACAGGGCUUAGUCGGCCUGCUUUGCACAGAAUUGCCAUGGCACAGUCACGGGCCCUGAUUGCCUCUGGGGUACCGACAGUACCAGUGAAGAAUCUCAAUGGCUCCAGUCCUGUCCAUCCGGCUUUAGCUGGUAUUACAGGUAUUCUGAUGAGUGCAGCAGGACUACCUGUAUGUUUGACCCGUCCACCAAAACUAGUUCUGCAUCCCCCACCUGUCAGCAAGAGUGACAUCAGACCAAUUCCCGGCAUUGGGCACUGUUGCCGCAAGACCACCAAGAAACAAGCACGCAAAGGUAGAACACCUGAGGAAGUGGUAAAAAGGUACUUACAGAAGGUCAGGAAUCCACCAGAAGAAGAUUGUACUAUCUGUAUGGAGGCUCUGGGGGGACCCUCAGGGUAUAAGGGUCCAGGUGUUGCAAGUGUUUCACGUGCAGAGUCCGUUGGACGACUGGCACAAUGUGGGCAUCUUUAUCACCUGCAGUGCCUAGUGGCCAUGUACAACAAUGGCAACAAAGAUGGCAGCCUGCAGUGUCCCACAUGCAAGACAAUAUAUGGAGUAAAGACAGGUAACCAGUCGCCCGGUAAAAUGGAGUACCAUGUAAUCCCGCACUCACUUCCAGGACAUCCAGACUGCAAAACCAUUCGCAUCAUCUACAACAUACCGCCCGGGAUACAGGGUCCUGAGCAUCCGAAUCCAGGGAAGCCUUUUACUGCAAGAGGAUUUCCCCGUCACUGCUAUCUCCCAGACAAUGAAAAAGGACGCAAGGCGUUAAGGAUGUUAUUGGUGGCAUGGGAUCGACGGCUGAUCUUCUCAGUGGGCACCUCCAACACCACGGGAGAAUCAGACACUGUCAUCUGGAAUGAGAUCCAUCACAAGACAGAAUUUGGCUCCAAUCUUACUGGACAUGGCUAUCCAGAUUCUGGCUAUAUUGACAACGUACUGGAGGAGCUCAAAGCCCAGGGCAUCACUGAAGACGAGGAAUAGCUUACUGUAAAGAAGAUGGGAUGUGCUCGAUGGCAGUGAAAGGAUGUUCUAGGAGUGUGAGUGUAACAACGUUUGUAAAAUGGGAAGAAGGAGGCGGGAACCGCCGGACAUUUAAAUUAAAACUUUAAUAACAAAAUAAACACAAAACAGUGCGAUAGCCCCUCCGGACGACUGCUGCGCACAAACAGAACCAAAACACAAAAUAAAAUCAAGGCCUGGUCCUCUCUCGUCCUUCAGUGUCGUAACUCCUCUUUUUAUCCUUCCGGAGCUCCUUCGUGGGACUUGAGACCGGUGAGUGGUCCAGGUGUCGCUCAUUUCCAAUUACUCCACCGGCCUCGACCCGUUCCCACGGCUCUCGGCCCUGCCCUACUCGUCACAGUGAGAAUUCAUAUGAAAAUCAUAACUCUGAUGAAAACAAUGACCAAUAGGUACAAAUAACUAUGUAAAUGAGGAACAAGUCAGCAAGUAUCCUAAUCUAUAAUAGAUAAAAUACAAAUUUGGGGAUGAAGUAACACAACUAACAUGAGAAUGAUAUUUGGUUGAAGGUGAAAGAUAAGUUUGAAAGAAAAAUGAAAGAAAGGAAUGUGUGAAAAGCAAGACUGGGAGGUGAAGGGGACUCGAAAAAUGAGUGAAUAGAAAGACUAAGAAAAUGCAGGUUAUUGGAGCAGCCGACGUGUUUUAUCUGCUUAACAGUGUUGCAAUGUAAGUUUGUGUAAAACAGUUGUAAGUGUGGGUGUAUUUAGUCAACUCUGGUACCUCUAACUGGAUUACUUGCUCUGAAUCUGUUUCCUAGAACUGAGAAGUAUAGUUUAGCGCAUAUGAAUGCUUGUAUUAUAAUUUGUAUUAUCAUACAACAUCAUUCCAUGUAUUCAGUCUUGUGUAUUGAGAACUUGUACUAUUUUUGUACGGAUGAUAAUGUGUGCAUAAGAUUCAGUGUUUUGAUUAAUCAAAAUAGAGCAGCAUUUUUAAUAUCAACUUGAUUUUAAAAUGCAAAUCACUUUUAUGGAAACACUGAAUCAAUUUAUGCUGGUUUAUAUGAAGCAUAGGAAAACCAACUAAUUGUUCUUCUUCAGAUGGGUACUUUAUUUGCUCAUUGAGGUAAAAUAUGUCUCUAAUGCAUCUAAUAGUUACAGAUUAUAGAAUAUCACAUUUGCACGGUACAGGAAACUUUACUCCACAUUCAGCAUUAAAUAUGUUCAGCUUUAAUACAGAAGAAAGCUAUGAGCAAAUGUAGCUAGAUAGAUGGGUAGUUUAAUGAGCCAUAAGGGUCAGAUUAGUAAUAGUUUGCCAAAAUGAAUUUUGCGAACUCAAGGAUUUUGCAUAAAAUAUGAUAUAGCUCCUUUUAAAUGUUCUUUACUGUCCUUAUACCUUGUUUUAGGCCAGUCUGUAUGUUAGGUCGAUUCUUGACCUGUUUUAUAAUGAACCACUUCUAAGAACGUGCCAUUGUUUGGUAUGUGUGUAUCUGUGCAUGUGUGAGCCCAUGCAUCAUGUGUAUGUUUGCAUUUGUGCUUGGCUGUAUGUCACGUCACUUUAAAUAUAUAAGUGUAUGCUAUGCAUCCACAACACAGAGGUACGGUGUUACUCAUCUGCAUAAUUGUCUUCAUGCAUUUCUGACUGUAUUUCUCUUUGUAUUGUUUUCUUCUAUUUUCCUUGUUUACUAUAUUUUAAGAAUGUUUCAUAUUGAGAAAUGGUAUACUUAAAGUUGAGCAUCAACUGUUUUUGGUUUAUUUUUGCCUGUCAAAUGCUAUUUUUGUUCAUGUGAAUUAUAGAAAUGUCUCAAGUUAAGGGGAAAAAACAGCUUUGAAGUCGACCAACUGCAUUGUGUUGUUUUGUUAUGUGUUCAGCAUUAAGAUAAAAUGAUCAAAUUAAAAUUUUUAAUUUUUUGAGAAAAAAAAACAAAACAUUUU
Cyprinus carpio (common carp) is the source of this 4419-nucleotide messenger RNA. RefSeq names its product E3 ubiquitin-protein ligase DTX4-like. Lineage: Eukaryota; Metazoa; Chordata; Actinopteri; Cypriniformes; Cyprinidae. Gene Ontology annotation, cellular component: nucleoplasm. The record is from RefSeq and is a predicted model, not a curated record. Gene Ontology annotation, molecular function: ubiquitin protein ligase activity; zinc ion binding. Gene Ontology annotation, biological process: Notch signaling pathway; protein ubiquitination.